This is a messenger RNA of Oryza sativa Japonica Group (Japanese rice), 2083 nucleotides long. RefSeq names its product ribose-phosphate pyrophosphokinase 2, chloroplastic-like. Gene Ontology annotation, cellular component: cytoplasm; ribose phosphate diphosphokinase complex. The record is from RefSeq and is a predicted model, not a curated record. Gene Ontology annotation, biological process: purine nucleotide biosynthetic process; 5-phosphoribose 1-diphosphate biosynthetic process; ribonucleoside monophosphate biosynthetic process. Gene Ontology annotation, molecular function: magnesium ion binding; ribose phosphate diphosphokinase activity. Lineage: Eukaryota; Viridiplantae; Streptophyta; Magnoliopsida; Poales; Poaceae.
UUCUGCCUUCCUAUCUUUCAUUCAAUCCUGUGUUUAGGCUGGAGCUAUCUCAUUCCCACCACGGCACCACCUCUCCAACAACUCAUCUGCGUUUCAUCCCAUUUUCGAGAAGUUAUUUUGCGUUCAUUUCUAUGUUCGACACAAAUUUAUACGCUUAUAUUUAACACCCAAAUUCCCAAAUCUCGUCCUUUUCCAUUUUCGACACAAUUUUACGUUUAUAUUUGGCACCCAAAAUUUCAAAUCGUGCAUUUGUUCAUUUUCAAACAGUGCCAAAAUUAGACCAGACAAAUCACGGCCGCCCCCAACCUCAGUACAGUACAUAACCUCAGAAAAGGGAAUCAAUCAACCCACCCAUCGAUAAAAGCCGCCCCAAAACGGGCAACACCUCGACGGCGCCAUCGCCACCAUCACCCACCUCCUCUCCUCCCCUUCCCUUCCCCGCGAGCUCCAACGCCCACAAACCCUCACCCUCCCGCAAAAACCCUAAUCCCACCUCCUCCUCCUCCCCCCAUGGCGGCCAAGGCGGCGGCGCUCUCCUCCUCCCCGUUCGUCUCCUCCCGCCGCCUCUCCUCCCCCGCGGCGUCUCUCCGCGCCCGCACGCCGAGGUGCGUGAUGGGGAGCGAGCAGGUGAGGGUGGUGGUGGAGGAGGAAGGGAAGACGAAGAAGAGGAUGGGGGUGGCGGAGCCGAGGAGCGCGCCCCCCGCGGUGUGGACGCCGCGGGCGCCCGCGCAGGAGGCGAGGCUCGCCGCGCUGCGCACCGAUGGGCGGGAUUCCAGGUUGAAGAUCUUCUCCGGCACGGCCAAUCGCCCCCUCGCGCAGGAAAUUGCUUCUUACUUGGGUGUAGACCUGGGUAAGGUCCUCAUCAAGCGUUUUGCCGAUGGGGAAAUCUACGUGCAGCUGCAGGAGAGUGUGAGGGGUUGCGAUGUGUUCUUGGUGCAGCCCACCUGCUCCCCUGUUAAUGAAAACCUUAUGGAGCUUUUUGUCAUGAUCGACGCAUGUCGGCGGGCGUCGGCGAGGUCUAUUACUGUUGUCAUUCCAUACUUUGGGUAUGCCAGAGCUGACAGAAAGGCUCAAGGACGUGAGGCCAUUACUGCCAAACUUUCUGCUAAUUUACUUACAGAAGCUGGGAGUGAUCGUGUAAUUGUAUGUGAUAUUCAUUCCACUCAAGCAUUGGGAUACUUCGAUAUUCCUGUGGAUCAUAUACAUGGACAGCCUGUGAUUCUGGAUUACCUUGCCAGUAAGACAAUAUCUAAGGAUCUUGUGGUGGUUUCUCCUGAUGUGGGUGGUGUUGUCAGAGCACGUGCAUUUGCUAAGAAAUUAUCUGAUGCCCCUUUAGCUAUCGUUGAUAAGAGAAGACAGGGUCACAACAUGUCAGAGGUCAUGCACUUAAUUGGUGAUGUGAAGGGUAAGGUCGCCAUCAUGGUUGAUGAUAUGAUAGACACAGCAGGAACAAUUACUAGUGCAGCUGCUUUGUUAAAACAGGAGGGAGCAGAGGCUGUCUAUGCUUGUAGCACACAUGCUGUCUUCAGCACUGUCUUUGCAGCCCUCCUGCGAUUGAAAGGCUCUCUGGAGGCAUCUUUGAGGAAGUUAUUGUGACAAACUCCAUUCUGCUGCCAGAGCACAAAUGCUUCCCCCAGUUGACAGUGCUCUCAAUGGCGAACCUUGUGGCAGAAACAAUCUGGCAUGUUCAUCGCGAUGGCUCUGUGAGCAGCAUAUUUCAAUAGCGGCGGAUGCUAUGGCUACCGCGAUGCCACAUUUGUGUGGUGUGGAGAAGGCACCUGAUGGUUGUGCCCAUCUGCGUAGGAAUCAAUUUUGGUGACAAGACUAAAUAAGGUUGUAGUGCCGUGUAGGCAUCACACAUGUAUCGUGUGAUCAAUUUUGUUCUUGCACCCACUAAAUAGUGUUUUCCUGUUAACUCGACGCAGGAUAUCCAUUGUAUCAAGUAUAAGAGAAUCAGUCUCGUGCAGUUCUUUCAUCCUUUAGCAACUGUUGAGGGACAAGGAAAAGAUUUGUGCUGUUCACUGAUAUAUUGGAAGUAAUGCAAAUGAUGCUUAGCUCUGACGAAGAAGUGUUGCCAGUUUUA